ACACGCCUCCGCGGGCGCUGAAGAAGCUACUUCUUCCACCGUCUGAGACCUUAAGAAUCAUGGAUAAUUAUGUAAUAAUUAAAAUGAUUGGAGAAGGAGCAUUUGGCAAAAUAUUCUUAGCCAGAAAAAAAGAGGAUAAUCAACAAUGUGUUAUCAAGGAGAUCAAUUUAACUAAGAUGCCAAGGAAGGAAAAAGAAUCAUCUCAGAAAGAAGCAACUCUUCUAGCCAAGAUGAAGCAUCCCAAUAUUGUAGCUUUCUACACUUCCCUUCAAGAGAAAAAUAACUUGUAUAUUAUGAUGGAAUAUUGCAAUGGAGGUGACCUAAUGAAAAGAAUAAAUAUGCAAUGUGGAGUGCUCUUUGAUGAGGAUAAAAUCUUGGGUUGGUUCGUGCAAGUUGCCUUAGGCCUGAAGCAUAUACAUGACAGGAAGAUUCUGCACAGAGACAUAAAAACACAGAACAUUUUUCUUAGCAAUGAUGGAAAAACAGCAAAAUUGGGAGAUUUUGGCAUUGCAAGGAUGUUGAACAACACAAUGGAAUUUGCUAGUACCUGUGUAGGAACACCAUAUUACCUAUCACCUGAAAUCUGUGAAAACAAACCAUAUAAUAAUAAAACAGAUAUAUGGUCUCUUGGCUGUGUGUUAUACGAGUUGUGUACUUUAAAGCAUCCUCUGGAAGACUCAAAUCCAGGACUCCCCCAUUGGCACUUGCACAACAUCUACCCAACAACUUUCACAUUGAUUCUCAAAUGGAAAGCCAAAUGGGUUGCUGAGUGCCCAGACAUAAACCGCACAAAAAAGUUUGAAGGCAACAAUUUGCCCCAACUUAUAAUGAAGAUCUGCAGAGGCCAUUUCAUUCCUGUGUCUGUGAAGUAUUCUUCCAAUCUGAGAUUGUUAAUAUCCCAGUUGUUUAGAACUUCUCCAAGAGAUCGCCCUUCUAUUAACUCUAUUUUAAAAAAAGCCUUUUUGGAGAAGCAGAUAAAGAAUUAUUUGCCACCUGAGAUCAUUGAAGCAGAAUUCAGUCAUACUGUUAUUCACAGGAAAAAGUCAUCAGCUUCAUCACUAGGUCAGAAACGAAGACUCCAUGAUUAUCGUUCUCCCAAAAUCAAGAUGGAAAUGCUUCCUAGAAAAUUAGUGUAUAAAAAUGAAUGCUAUUCUCCUUCAAGUAUUCAGGAUCCAAUUAUUAAGCCCUUGGGUCCUGCGUUUAAAAUAUGUGGGAAGCCAGAGGUCAUUAGAAUGUGUGGACAUUAUGACCAUUAUUACGUAAAGCUGGCAAGCCUGCGGAAGAGAGCUUUAGUCCAAGAUGAUGAUCCCUGUAUUGGCCAGAGAAUGGAAGAAUAUUAUAAGCAGAAAGGACAAGAACCACCUCCUCCUCCACCUCAUGGGCCUUCAGAAUAUCUUCAGAGACGAUUUAAUGCUCAGCAAAACAAGUUAAAAGUAGAGAAGCAACUGGGGCUACGGCCAUCUUCUGCUGAAUUUUGUCAGCUGCAGAAUCAAGAAAUGAAGGAAGAACAGCUCAAAGUCUGUAAUAAUGCUCUUCCUCAAAAAAAUGAAAUGAAACAACAGGAAUACCUGAAGCAGUUACAUGAAAUUCGCCAACAGUACCAGAGUGAAGUAAAUGAAAUUCGCCUUAAAGCAGUUAAGGAAAAUAAAAACAUAAGGGACAAAACCUAUAUUGUGAAACUGGGAAAGAGUGAAGACCAUGAAGAAAGAAAUGAACCAGGCCAGGACAUGGAACAAAACCUGAAACAAAUUGGUCUGCAGAGAGGGCAGGAGAAGAAGAAUCCAGAAGUACAACAGAAAGCAAAGGGAGGGGUAAAGUUUCAGAUUGAUCUAACAGACGAUGCAGCAGAUGAGAAAAACAUCCUGGAAGAAAAUGAGCAGCAUGAUAAACUUAAUGAAACACUGACUUUUGAACAUGGAGAAAACCUUAAGAAAAAACUGGCAAACUAUGAGGAAGAAUUACAGCACUGGAAGAUGGAAGCUGACAAUGAAGAUGCGAUAAAUGACAGAAAACACUGGCGAAUCGCAACUCCACAGACACUAUUGAAUUUCUUAGAAAAUGUAGAUACCACAUCUGUACAGAAUAUUAUGGAGGAAGCUGGCCAGGUAAAUGAAAUACAAUCUGAGUUCCCUGAAAUUAGGAAAAAAUGGAGCCCAAGAUUACCAAGUACUCUAAUGAAUAUGUUAGCAGAAGCAGAAUGUACCAGUGACACCUUGUGCCAAACUGAAGAACAUAAAGAAACAAUAAAUCAUGAGAUUCCAGAAUCUACUAAAGAUGCUCCAGAUGUUAAUUUGGCUGCUAACCCAGAUGAAAGUAAACUUGAUCCAAGUUCGGAUGAUGAAGAUACAAACUUUGAAGAAUCUGAAGAUGAACUGAGAGAUGAGCUAGUGGAAUCUUUAGAAAAUGUGGUAACAUCUCUAGAGGAGGAAAUUUCAAAAAGUCCAGUUGAAUCGGCAAACCUGGAACAACAAAAACAAUCUACAGACGGUAGCAAAUUUAGUAAAUCUAAUGAGAGUUUGGAAAAUAAUAAUGACUUGGCUGGAGAAAAACAAAGUGCAAUCAGUUAACACAUUCUUGGAUUCAAGUCCUGAUCCUGCAGUCACAAAAUCCAAGUAAAUUACUCAGAGGAAAUUUAAAGACAUGUCUCCUUGACUGGCAGCUCUUGCUUCAACAGUAAGGGGAGACCAUGGACAAAAGAAGCUUUAUCCAGCUUUGGCAACAUUUACAGUCCUAUCUGAAGAACAAUGCUGUGGCAACAGUAAAUCCUGCACUCUGUACCUUUGAAGACAACGCAGAAGCUACAAGAGAUACAGAAUGUACUGUAGUGUCUAGAUUGAGUAGAAGAACUUGGUAGGGCGGAGUAACACUAUUUUGAGGCCCUACUAUUGGUUGCUAAUAAGCCUGAGUUCAAUUCAAAUGUACUGGAUGUAUUCUUAUAUGAACAUUGUGUUUAUAUACUGAACUGAUCUAAUAUUGGUUACUUCUCAGUUUGCACAAUUGGGGCAGGCUAUAGAUACUAUUAAAUAAAUUUCAGAGAAAUAUUCAAUAUGUUGCAGCAUACUAGUGUACCUCUCCUAUCAAACAUUUCACUGUUAUGGGUUUCUGGAACAAUUGCCUCUUACUUGUUGGUCUUUAUGUCUUAUUUAAAAUUCCUAAGUAUUCAGUUUCAGUAUUUAAGAGAGCUGACAAUUUGGCCAUGAAUAUCAAAAAUAUUAAACAAAUUUCAGAGUUAAUCAUGUAUAAUGUUUAUGACAUUAUGUGAAUCAUAACAAGUAUUAUUUGCUACUUUUUAGGACUAUGAGUGAAGAGAGAAAACCUGAGAUAAUCACAUAAAAUCUUGAUGAGAAUACAGUAUCUGGUUAUUAAUAGCAAGUAUUCAUGGCAGUUUAUAUACAAGGACCAUUUUAGGUCAGGCAGUAUAGUGAAUCACCAUGUCAAUUUGAGGUAAUAUUGAGGAGAGUAUGCCAUAUUGAUCUGAAAAUGCAAAUUAAAUCUUAAUUACACAAUCUAUUUUACUGACCAAAAUUUUCUAAGUAGCAGUUUAUAGAACAGACACAA
Messenger RNA from Crotalus tigris (Tiger rattlesnake), 3558 nucleotides. It is a transcript of the gene NEK5, whose product is annotated as NIMA related kinase 5. The record is from RefSeq and is a predicted model, not a curated record. Gene Ontology annotation, molecular function: ATP binding; protein kinase activity. Gene Ontology annotation, biological process: protein phosphorylation. Bases 60 to 2567 code for a protein of 835 amino acids. NCBI's taxonomy places the organism in Eukaryota, Metazoa, Chordata, Lepidosauria, Squamata, Viperidae. The transcript has 25 exons.